GAAGUUAUUAAUUUAUAUAAAACAAGAAUUUAUAUUUUCGUUUCUCACAAGGUUCUCAAUGUUACCUCUUAAAUAUACACGACUGAGAGCGAACUAUUACGCAUGCGUUACGGAUGUGUAUUUCCAUCUAGCAACAGCAGACGACACGAACAUUCAGAGCAGGUGGAAGUGUCAAAGUAACAUAUGUACUUUAUGCUUGCUGAUGAAACUACAGUGAGCUAUUAGUCGAAACAUUGUUUCAGUCAAACAUAAAUUAUUCACAAGUUAAUUUUCCGGUAGAUAUGAUAGAGAAUCUUGCAGCGAAACUAUGCUUACUUUUACCGGAAAAUGCCAACACAGCCGAACAAUGGAAGCUACUGGGACAAGAAAAAGAUGGAUCAAUACUUAUUGGAUGGAUGGAGGAAUCAGAAAAAAACGAUGCAUGCACAUCGUGCACCGUAGUCGGUUGUUACGACCAGAUUAACAAUAAAUUACAGAUAUUACAUCGCUUUCCGGAAGUAUUAAACAUUGUUCAAGCUACGGUCAACCAAAGUCACACUUUAAUGGGAUAUGUGACAAAGGAAAAGAGUCACCUAGAAACGACAGAUUCUCCCGAACAUCAAUGCUCAGAUCACAAUGCAACCAAUGAAUUCUACAGGGCGUUUCUCGUGGAAUUGACAAUUGACGAUACCAAAGUUCACAAUCUAGAGAUGGAGAGAUCUAAGCAAGUGCGGAUACAAUUUUUGUACAGAGAGAAGGAACAGCUUGGUGUGGACAAGUUUCUGGUGCUAAUACAUCACGAGUGUAUUUUAACGUACACUGUUCAAUUCGACGCAUCUGUAAGUGAUUCGAGACCGAUAAAGGAACUAAAAUCCGAAGUACUUGUGAAAACGUUCAUAUGGGCUCAGUGGGACAUGGUUAAUCAAGUACUCUAUCACAUACAUCAUCGACGAAUUCCUACGAGCGUGGUCACCGAAAAUGACGACGAAAGUAAUUCUAGGUCCUCAAAGCCGACACUCAGCGGUCUUCAAUUUCAUGAUAAUUUGCCUCAUGAAACAGUGCUGAAUAUUCCGCUAAAUUUACCGCUACUGUCGCCGUCCUCUAGUUGCGGAACUUACGAAGACGACGUAAUACCCCUGCGAGUCCACGAUUGCUCCCUAGAUCUCAUAGUGGUGUCGGAUUCCAAGGGGAUGGUCUGCGUUUGUCAUUACUAUCUCUACCGGCCCGUGCAACCCCCGCAACACGUGCUCAAUUCCUUGAACGAAUCCAACACGGUGCACUUCGCGUACUCGGUGACGCUGCUGCAUCACAGCUGCGUUAUCCACUGCGUUAUACCGGGCAUAGCGUGGUCGCGCGCGAAACUGAUCAGACCGACCUUCGCGAUUUACGAGAAUCAUCACAUGAUAGUGUUUGUGCCGGGACUGUUCGCGCAUCUCCUCGAGAUUGGCGUGAACCACGAGCCCUGCUGUCACAUACUGUGCGGCCCGCCACCGUCGAUCCCGUCCCGCGCUUCUUAUCUGAUUCCGUUACUCGACUUGGACAACCCUGGCAGAGGAGCGAGGAAGAAUUCUCUUCACGGUAAUUCAGACGGCAAGAUCGGUUGUUCGGAGGGAAGUGGUUCGAAUGCCAACACGAGUAUAUUGACGAUAGACUUACCUACUCUGGACCUCGUGCAAUUGGCGAUCCCCCCGGACUUCCUCACUGAAGUCUUUCGCAAAGAGACCUCGGUCGAGAUUCGCUUGGGGAUACUUCAUUAUUUCCUCUGUCACAAGAGUGACAUAGACGUUAUCGCGGAGUUGAUGUCAAUUAUUGCGGAAAAGCCGCGUUCGCUGGACAUUUCGCGCUUUAUGCAAGAAAUUCUCAUAGGCAGCUCUUACGCAUUGGUGCAGAAGAAUCUUCUGGCGGACACCGUUCCUUUGCUAUCGCUACUGCCCGUCACUACUGUAGGGGAUUACAUGACUUUUGACAUAAAAAUGAACGACUUGGAUAUCACGUUAAGUCACGAAAAACUGUGGAACACAUCGGUGAUGUUGCUCUCGCCGCAACAGAGACUCGUUCCUUACCGUAGUGACCUGUGGACUAGACUGUGGGAUCAGUUGAGUAAAAAUGGUGAUAAACUGAGAUUCAAACCUAGCCACAUCGCGGAGAAGCUAUUAGUUUCUUUAGCUUGUUAUCAACCGGAAGCACUGUCCAGAUGCAGCACUCCGAUGUCUCCAAGCGGAGGAUUCGUCGCGGUACCGCUCGGAGACUUCAUGGGCAAUCGGACCAUCAAACUGGACUCGGGCCUUCCGUUUAACGAGACGGAAAGUUGCACCGCCUCGAAGCAAGAGCACAUUGUAUCGGUUAAUUUGCGAGAGCUUUCCAUGUAUCUUCUGAAAAAUGGCACACACACGUCGACUAUGCAGAUGCGAGGCUCCUGCACUCCACUACACGUUCAUGCCAUGGCUACGAGAUACGUGGCUGCGCAAUUGGAAGCUUCGCGUAUACUGUGUCAAAUACUUUGUAGAGCAGCCGGAGUCGAUCCGAGAAUCGAGCAAGAACGUGGCUUCGGUCUCAUAGACCAAUUGGACGAAGCAAGACGAUGGCUGCUGUUCAUGCUCUUGCAGCGAUACAGACACGCUGUAGAGAGCAUUGCUUUCCCAGCGCCACAGGGAUUUGCGUCGUUCUUCACUUAUCUCGGUUAUCGCACUCUUAAAUAUUCAAUGUUUCUGCAAUACAUCGAACGCGCGAUAUUUGAACUUCAAGUUGACGUCACAAAGAUUAUUCUAGCUGACAUAAGCGACACGAAGGAAAAUGUUGUUCAAAAAUUGAAAUUGUUAUCCUUGCUGCCAAGAUCUCGCGCAAAGAGACUUUUAAAUCAAUGGCUGCAUCCAGUUAGUUUGAUGUUGCGAGCUAGAGAACAUGCCGCUAAUAUUCUGUGCGGUGAAAUAUCUCAGAGUCGCACCGGCAGUCGAACUUUACAAUACCGUAAUCAUCACAACAGUUUGGCAGCAUUUCCUUCUGCAGAUCGUCUGUCGCCGUUAGAUACCUUUCUGGAUUUGCUUACCGCGAAAGCUAGUCUAACAGAACUGGAUUUUGGACUGUUAAUAGAAGCAACAGUAACAUCUACAGAAGACUUUCUGUAAUAGAAAUUGAAUUUGGUGCUUAUAAUCGUUAAAAAAUAUUCAGGUAAAGAUUGCUUUGAUCAUGACCGAGUGAUCAAUUAGGUCUUAGAUUUAUAUAAUAUUUUUAUGUAUUUGACAGAUUUUAUUUACUUAAAAAUUUUGCAAUUUAA
Molecule: messenger RNA, 3253 nt
Organism: Linepithema humile (Argentine ant)
Lineage: Eukaryota; Metazoa; Arthropoda; Insecta; Hymenoptera; Formicidae
Gene: pigeon
Product: protein pigeon
Biological process (GO): positive regulation of amyloid-beta formation
Cellular component (GO): trans-Golgi network
Source: RefSeq, a predicted model, not a curated record